This is a messenger RNA of Quercus lobata, 1325 nucleotides long. Its product is annotated as glutamate formimidoyltransferase-like. Bases 55 to 1008 code for a protein of 317 amino acids. Gene Ontology annotation, molecular function: folic acid binding; transferase activity. The transcript is spliced from 3 exons. The record is from RefSeq and is a predicted model, not a curated record. Lineage: Eukaryota; Viridiplantae; Streptophyta; Magnoliopsida; Fagales; Fagaceae.
AAGUAGGUGGUAGCAAAAAACAAAAAAAGGUUAAGCAGAGCAGUGGGGCGAGGAAUGGAUUUCAACCCAAGUUGCAAGGAUAAGAAGAAAACCAUAGAGCAAUCUGUGCUACUAUGUUGCAAGAUCUUUAUCUCUGAAUCACGUAACCGUGGUGCUCUUGAUGCUAUUGAACAAGCUACAAGGCUUAACCCUGAAACUGUCAUCGUGAACAAAUUUGAGGACCGAGCAUAUAAUAGGGUUCGGUACACACUUGUAUCAUAUGUUGUGCAAGAUAUAACAGGGAAUGCCAUUUAUAGUCCCUUGCAACAAGCUGUCCUAGCCAUGGUUGAGGCUGCAUUUGGAGCCAUUAACCUUGAGUUGCACUCCGGGACUCACCCUCGGCUUGGUGUUGUGGACGACAUUCUUUUCCAUCCAUUGGCUCGAGCAUCACUGGAUGAAGCAGCUUGGCUUGCAAAGGCAGUGGCAGCAGACAUUGCAAAUCGAUUCCAAGUGCCAGUGUUUCUUUAUGCUGCAGCACAUCCAACAGGCAAGGCUCUAGACACCAUUAGGCGUGAACUUGGAUAUUACCGGCCUAACUCUAUGGGCAACCAAUGGGCAGGAUGGACCAUGCCCGAUAUGCUUUUGGAGAAGCCCGAUGAAGGUCCGUCCGAGGUCUCUCGAGCAAGAGGCAUCACAAUGAUUGGAGCACGUCCAUGGGUUGCAUUGUACAACAUACCCAUCUUGUCCACAGAUUUCUCAGUGGCUCGAAGAAUUGCAAGGAUGGUGAGUGCUCGAGGAGGUGGGCUUCCCACGGUGCAGACAUUAGGCUUGGUUCAUGGAGAGGAUUCAACCGAGAUUGCCUGCAUGCUCUUGGAGCCAAAUCAAAUUGGUGCAGAUAGGGUCCAGAACCAGGUUGAGAUGCUAGCAGCUGAAGAAGGGGUGGAAGUGGAGAAGGGCUAUUUUACUGAUUUUUCACCAGAGAUGAUUAUUGAAAAAUACAUGAAUUUAACCUCUGCUCAAAGAGACUAAAUCAAAGACUCUUAAACAACUGCCAUAUCUACCAAGUUUCAAUUUGCCAAAAUUUCCUAAUAAACAUUGUUAGGGAAACAACCAGCUUAAUCAAUAUAUUAUUUGACCACCAGAAAGGUAAAAAAUGGAGGAGAAAAUUCAAUAUAAUAGUUGGAUUUUUCAAAACUUAAGAGUCAUGCACUUCAUGACUUUGCUGUAAAGUGGAUCAUAUGUUCAUUUCUUUGGUAAGUUGAUCACGUUUAUAACUUGAAUGUAUGAUAAAAUAUUAAGAAAACAAAGUUCCAUCAGUUUACAUCAGCCAUAUAAUCUAUGAAUAC